Phoenix dactylifera (date palm) is the source of this 1755-nucleotide messenger RNA. RefSeq names its product putative 3-hydroxyisobutyrate dehydrogenase-like 3, mitochondrial. The record is from RefSeq and is a predicted model, not a curated record. Gene Ontology annotation, molecular function: NADP binding; NAD binding; oxidoreductase activity. Lineage: Eukaryota; Viridiplantae; Streptophyta; Magnoliopsida; Arecales; Arecaceae.
CCCCGUCCCUUUCCCUUCCAAAUUUGAACCCAAAUCUUUCCUCUUUCCUCUUUCCUCUGUCUCCCUACAUCUCUUUCUUGCUUAACCAAAACAUUCGCAUUCAUAGCAAACUAACUUUUGGCCCAUAAUCCUGACCAGCUCUUCUUUUCUGGCCAUGGCGACGAAGCGAGGAUGGUUCAAGAGGCUGAACAAGGGCUACAGCUGGCCGUGGAAGCUCCGCUUCUCCACCUCCUGGCGGUGGAGGCGCGUCACCCUCCGCUUCUCCUUCUUCGACGACGUCGUCUUCCACGUCCUCUAUUUCCUCGAAGCUAUCUUUCUCGUCGCUGCCUUCAUCUGCUUCUUCCUCUGCUGCGGCUGCCACAUCUAAUCCUUCCGUUCUCUUUUUCUCUACCUUUCUCUCUUUGUACACGCAUGUCCCAUCAUUCGUUUCUAGACUAAAAGAAAAGAACGAUUUUGCCCUUCUCUUCCUUUAAAAGGCGAUGACUUUGGAACUACAGGGUGCGUGGAUAAUUUGGAUGCUAGACUCGUGGAUUGGGUUCGUUGUAUCAUAUAGGGUUGUAUUGUAUUGAUUGAUGGAGAGCGGGGGUUAUCCGACACCGAUCCGGCCCGGUCUGACUCGUGUUGGCUGGAUCGGAACCGGGGUCAUGGGCGCCGCCAUGGCCGGUCGGAUCCAGUCCGCCGGCUACGUCCUCACCGUCUACGCCCGGACCCCUUUCAAGGCCGCCCGCCUCGACAGGUUCGGCGCCCAGAUCGUCUCCUCCCCGGCCGACGCCGCCCGGUCCAGCGCCGUCGUCUUCACCAUGGUCAGCCACCCCUCCGACGUCCGAUCCGCCGUCCUCGACCCCGACUCCGGCGUCCUUUCCACCCUCCCGGCCGGCGGCGUCCUCGUCGACACCACCAGCAGCGACCCGUCCCUCGGUCGCGAGAUCGCGGCGGCCGCCCGGUCCAAGGGCUGCUGGGCCAUAGACGCGCCCGUCUCCGGCGGGGACGUCGGAGCCCGGGACGGGAAGCUGGCGAUCUUCGCCGGAGGCGCUGAGAAGGUGAUCGAGUGGCUUUCGCCGCUGUUCGAGAUCAUGGGAAAGGCGACGCGGAUGGGGGAGGCGGGGAGCGGGCAGAGCAGCAAGAUAGCCAACCAGAUCACCGUGGCGGGGAGUCUUCUUGGUCUCAGCGAGGCGUUGGUGUUCGCCGAGGAGGCGGGGCUGGGGAAGAGAAUUUUCUUGGAGUCAUUGAGGGGCGGAGCGGCGGCGUCUAGCGUGAUGGAGAUCUUUGGGGAGAGGAUGCUCGACAGGGACUUCAGGCCUGGGGCGUUUGUGGAGUAUAUGGUGAAGGAUUUGGGGAUGGGAUUGGGACGAGGUGAAGUGGAGGAAGAAGGGGAGAGGGUGGUGUUGCCGGCGGCGGCGCUGUGCGAGCAGUUGUAUCUGGGGAUGGUGGCCAGUGGAGAUAGGGAGAUGGGGAUUCAAGGACUUCUUACUGCCAUUGAGAGGAUCAAUGGGAAGAAGGGUUAGUCUGCAGAGCUUCAUGGAGUAUUUGUGAAUUGGGAUCAUGUUUGUGUUUCUUGAUGUCAUUUUGGUGAGUAACACGAGAUCUAAUUGAAUGUCCUGAUGCUUCUAUUUUGGUUACGGAAUGGUGUGAUGAAGUGUUGGAAUUUUGUAAAUUAUGUUUGUGGGCUGCUAAUUGUUGUGGUUAUCUUAAACGCUUUUUUCUUUGCUGUAGAUAUUUUUGAAGAUGAGUUUGGUAAAUCUUCCUUUGCUAGAA